CGUCCGCUUUCUGGGGGGGGGGGGUCUCCGCCCCUCGCCCCGCCCCUCUGGGCUCCUUGGCUCCCUCCCUCCCUCCCCCAUCCUUCCUCCCCCAGGGCGCCCAAGAGGACGGACGCGGCGCCAAAGAAAGAAGAAGGAAAGAAAAGGGAAAGAAGGAAGAAAAGACAGAAAGAGAGGGGCCUCCUUCCUCUCCCUUGGCAGAUUCCCUUCCAGAAUGGCUCCCGGGGGGGUCUGCAUGGCCCGCCCGCUCUGCCUCAUCGAGAACCAUCCAGACGGGCGGCUGGUGCUGCAGGAGGAGGCCCUGGGGGUCCUGCAGCGCGUCCGGCAGCCGGUGGUGGUGGUGGCCAUCAUGGGGCUCUACCGGACGGGCAAGUCCUACCUGAUGAACCGCCUGGCGGGCGAGCGGAAGGGCUUCUCCCUGGGGUCCACGGUGCAGGGCAACACCAAGGGCAUCUGGAUGUGGUGCCGCCCCCAUCCCUGCCGGAGCGACCAAACCCUGGUGCUGCUGGACACGGAGGGCCUGGGGGACGUGGGGAAGGGCGACACGCAGAACGACGCCUGGAUCUUUGCGCUGGCCAUCCUGCUGAGCAGCACCUUGGUCUACAACAGCAUGGGCACCAUUGACCAGAACGCCCUGGAACAGCUCCACUACGUUUCUGAGCUGACCCAAAGGAUCAGAAUAACCUCUUCCAGGGAUCAAAGCCAAGAGGACGAGGAUUCCUCGGAGUUCGUCCGCUACUUCCCGGCCUUCAUUUGGGCCGUGAGGGACUUCACGCUGGAGCUGGAGAUCGACGGGUGCGCGGUCAGCGAUGACGGCUACCUGGAGAACGCUCUGAAGCUGCAGAAAGGUGACACAGAGCAGAUCAGAAGGUGCAACCUGCCCCGGUUGUGCAUCCGCAAGUUCUUUCCUUCCCGGAAAUGCUUCACUUUCGACCGCCCGACAAACAGGAAAAACUUGCGACGACUGGCGGAGCUGGAGGAGGAAGACUUGGAGGAGGAGUUCCUGAAGCCAGUGGCCCGUUUCUGCGAACACGUCUGGGAGACCGCCAAGCGCAAGACGGUCCCCGGGGGCCAGGCCGUGACCGGAGCCAUGCUGGCAAACCUGGCAAAGGCCUAUGUGGGCGCCAUCAACGGCGGGGAGGUGCCCUGCCUGGAGAACGCGUUCCUGGCGCUGGCCGAGAUUGAGAACGCGGCCGCCGUGCGCGAGGCCCUCUCCCGUUACGAGGAGGAGAUGCAGCGGCGGGUGGCACUGCCCACUGGGUCCGUGGAGGAGCUGCUGCGGACGCACGCCGAGUGCGAGAGGGAGGCCACCGGGGCGUUCAUGGCGCGUGCCUUUGGGGCCAACAUUAAGAAGUUCCAGGACGAACUCACGCAUGAGCUGAAGCUGAAGAAGGAGGAGUUCUGCCAGAGGAACGAGGCCGUGUCCUUCGCCCGCUGCACGGCUGCCCUGGAGAGCCUCUCGCAGGGCCUGGAGAGCGGGGUCCGCGCCGGGCGCUUCUCGGUCCCCGGAGGCUACAGGCAGUUCCUGGAGGAGAGGCGCCAAAUGGAGGAGAGGUAUCGCUUGCUGCCCAACAAGGGGGUCCAGGCAGACAAGGCGCUCGAAGGGUUCCUGAAGUCCAAGGAGACGGAGGCCAAUUCUAUCUUGCUGGCCGACAUGGCCCUGAGCGAGAAGGAGAAGCAGCUGGAAGCCCAGCAAGUGCAGACCGAAGCUGCUCGACGGCAGCAGGAGCUUAUGGAGCAGGACCAGGCCCGGAUGAAGCAGCUGAUGGAGGAUCAGGAGCGCAGCCAUGAGGAGCAGUUCCGGCUGCUGAGGGAGAAGAUGGAGGAAGAGAAGGAGAGGACCAGGGAGGAGACCGAACGCAUUGUGCAGCUUAAGCUCCAGGAACAAAAGAAACUGCUGGAAGAAGGGUUUUAUCAAAAGGCCAAAGAUAUGGAAGAUGAAAUCCGGAAACUGAAGGAAAAUAACAACUCCAUCUUUGAGAUUUGCAUGGCAGCCCUCGAUAAAGCGCUCCCGUACCUGAAUCAGGGGAUGCAGUACUACAUGCUUCAGCACAUGGCAAAAACGGCAAGCGCUUCGGCUGCAGCGAGCGCACCAGCAGAGCCUCCCAAAGGGUCUGUGCCAGCAAAGAAGUAGCCCCGGGAGGGAUUGGGGCCCUCGCUCUCCGCACCGCUUUGCCGGCACACAGAUCGUGUCAGGCUGGCUCUUUAGCAUUCAGUCAGAAAGAAGGCAAGGGGCAGAAUCCUUUUGGCAAUACGGUUUUUAAACAACUGAUUUUAAAGUGGAGCUAAUUGUUUUUAAUUGUUUUUAGUGUUUAUGUAUACUUAUUGUUUAUGUUAUGUUCCGGCAUUGAAUGUUUGCUGUUUAUAUGUAGUGCUCUGCCCCGAGUCCCCUUCGGGGUGAGAAGGGCAGAAUAUAAAUGUUUUAAAUAAAUGAAUGAAUAAAUGAAUGAAUACAA
This is a messenger RNA of Anolis carolinensis (green anole), 2456 nucleotides long. RefSeq names its product guanylate-binding protein 1. Gene Ontology annotation, molecular function: GTPase activity; GTP binding. NCBI's taxonomy places the organism in Eukaryota, Metazoa, Chordata, Lepidosauria, Squamata, Anolidae. The record is from RefSeq and is a predicted model, not a curated record. The transcript has 11 exons. The coding region runs from base 215 to 2134 and encodes 639 amino acids.